Molecule: messenger RNA, 2632 nt
Organism: Ruditapes philippinarum (Manila clam)
Lineage: Eukaryota; Metazoa; Mollusca; Bivalvia; Venerida; Veneridae
Product: proton-coupled amino acid transporter 2-like
Exons: 9
Coding region: 516-1967 (483 amino acids)
Biological process (GO): amino acid transmembrane transport
Cellular component (GO): vacuolar membrane
Molecular function (GO): amino acid transmembrane transporter activity
Source: RefSeq, a predicted model, not a curated record
UUUACUGAUAGUGAUAUUUAAUUUUGUUUGUAGCGGCGAAAGUAGGUGAAACUCUUUUUUGAAUAUUGAAAAACUAAUUGAAUAGUAGGCCUUAUAGCCACUGUAAACCAUAUUAUCUUAAUAAUCCAAAAAUGUAUGCGUUCAUUUUCUUUCCAUUUCAAUAGUGUAGGACUUAAUUCCAUAAUAAAUACCAAAUAACAAUUAUGCAUGAAACGUAACUGAUGAAUGUCAAAAUAACAUUUGUGUGUAGUUAAUUCAUAGACAAGCAUGAUAUACACAAACUUUCGGUCAUUAUGAGCUGUGUUGAAUCGACUCUCAGAUAAAAUAUCAUAUAUGCAUAGUCAGACGCCAUUAUGAGUGAAUAAACAGGUCAUAUUAAUUCUUACAGACUUAUAUAUACUACGAGGAUAACAGUUUUUAAAUAUGUUGUGUGACUUAUAAGUAUUCUGAAGUAUAUAUUCGGGUAAUAAAGAAUAUCUAGAUGUCAUCUUGUGUAGAAAUUUUAACUGAAUAAAAUGCCUGUCAGGGAAUUUUUAAUGGAGGAAUCUACACCACUUAUAUCAAAUAGCUCAUCAUUUGAACAUGGAAAGUAUGAAACAGAAUUAAAACAUCAUGAAACGAAAGAUGACACAGAUGAUAUUGUAACGUUUAAAGGGAAUUUGUUAAAAACAGAAGUGGUAGAAUAUGAAAUUUUCACAGCGUCUGGAAAUCAUAUGGUUACAAAACCAGAAGAAAUUUCAACUGGAACGACAAAUACAGAAUGCCUAAUGCAUCUUUUAAAGUGCAUGAUUGGAACUGGGGUCAUGGGACUUCCGAUGGCUUAUAAAAAUGGUGGAUUGUGGAUGGGACUGGCUGUUGUGACACUGAUGGGAAUAAUUUGUACACACUGCAUGCAUAUUCUUGUACAGUCCGAGAACGAAUUAUGUGCCAGAACAAAGAUUAAAGGUCUUGAUUAUGCAAAUGUUAUGUCCACAGCAUGUGCUACUAGGAAUGAUUGGCUGAAAAACUGGAGCAAAAGUUCUGAGAAUCUGGUGAAUACGCUGUUAGUGAUAACACAGCUUGGAAUCUGUUGUACAUAUAUUGUGUUUAUCACCGACAAUAUGAAACAGGUUUUGGAAACAGCUGGACUAACGGUGUUGGACUCCAGAGUUUAUGUUGUGAUAAUUACAGCUCUUAUUGUACCUCUUGUGAUGGUGAAGAAAUUAAAAACACUAGCACCAUUUUCAGCAUUUGCAAAUGUCUUAAACUUUAUCGGAUUCUUGGUAAUUUUGGUAAAUUUGUUUCAAGAUUUACCAGACACUAGAGAACGCCCAGCUGUUGCUGAUAUUGAGACCAUUCCGCUCUUUUUUGCUCAAGCUCUGUUUGCAUUUGAAGCCAUUGGCAUGGUUUUACCGUUGCAUAUGAAAAUGAUAGACAAACCAGCAUUUCUUGGUAAAGCAGGUGUUUUAAAUCUCGGAUUAACUAUAACGGUAGCGUUAUAUAAUGCUGUCGGUUUCUAUGGUUACCUUAAAUUUGGAGAGGAUACCCAACCGAGCAUAACUGUGAAUUUACCGUCUGACGAUUGGUUAUACCUUUCUGUGAAAGUAGUGUUUUCUGUUUCGGUAUAUAUCACAUACCCACUACAGUUUUAUGUUCCAGUCACAAUUCUAUGGUCUAUUAUUGAAAACAAAGCCAAAGAAAACGGGAAAAUGGUACCAAAACAUAGUGAUUAUCUGUUUCGAUUUUCACUUGUUUUACUGACAUGUGGUUUAUCUGCAUUAAUACCUCAUCUAGAUCUCCUUAUUGCAUUAAUUGGAGCUUUUGCUGGUACGUUUUUAGCAAUAAUUCUUCCAGCAGUUAUAGAACUUUUGACCUUUCAAUGUCGUCUGCAAGUUUGGAUAAAAAACGGGCUUAUAAUUUUUGUAGGACUAACUGGAUUUACAACAGGAACGUACACCAGUAUUCUUGAAAUAAGUAGAACAUUUUAGACACGUAAAUGUGAAUCAAUGGUUACAGAAUAGCACAAUAUGAUAAAGUGAAUGAUUUGUGGUAUGCAGCGUACUAAUGCUACACAGAUUGGAUAUCAAGCAGCAAAAUGAUAUAUCACCGAAACAAAGAAUAAAACCGAUAACUUAUUAAAUUAAUUUACAUGUCCACAGGAUACGCAGUGGACCUUAUAAUGGAAUAGAGUGAUAACCUUUCUUCGUAGACAUAGCAAGGUUUAUUUGUACAAGGUAUAUUGACUGAUUCAGUCAUGAUAUAUAACUUAUAAAUAACUUUACAAUAGAAUACAUUAGUUUAAUCAGAAAAACAUUGCAAUUAAGAAAACAAUAAAGAAUACCACAAAAUAGAUGUGCAAGUUUACAACAAUAACAAUGGAACACAUUGUAGCUGAUGAGCAUUCUUUCGAUCUGUUUUCUUAAUCAUUUUGUAUACAUUUACAUAUCAUAGUUUUAGAAGGUUGUGCAAUUUAACUUAUUGAUAACAGUGCUACUUAGAAUACUGAAAUAUUUAGUCGUUUUAGGCUAAUAAUAAAAAGCAGUUACAUUAAAUAAAAUCGAAAAUUGUUUAAACAUUGUUGAAAAUGUUCAGUAGAAUAAAACGUUUGAUAUGUUAAUAAUUAUAACAACAAUGAACAAUAAACAAAUGUUAA